Strongylocentrotus purpuratus (purple sea urchin) is the source of this 3381-nucleotide messenger RNA. Its product is annotated as DNA-binding protein HEXBP. The record is from RefSeq and is a predicted model, not a curated record. Lineage: Eukaryota; Metazoa; Echinodermata; Echinoidea; Camarodonta; Strongylocentrotidae. Gene Ontology annotation, cellular component: cytoplasm. Gene Ontology annotation, molecular function: zinc ion binding; single-stranded RNA binding; mRNA binding. Bases 160 to 930 code for a protein of 256 amino acids. Gene Ontology annotation, biological process: positive regulation of cytoplasmic translation. The transcript is spliced from 6 exons.
CACUUAUUUUGGUUUUCAGCGCGAGUGUGUAGUAGUUUGUUUCGUGUGCAAAAGUCACGUGCAAAAUACGACAUUUUGCAUGCUGCGUGUGACUUGGACUUGAACAGACGUGUUUUUAGAGAUAUUUUGGCCAGAUAAGCUAACCAAUAGAUAUCGGAGAUGAGUUCUGGUGCGUGUUUCAAGUGUGGCAGGGGUGGGCAUAUUGCCCGUAACUGUUCUGAAGCCGGAGUUGAUGAUGGCUACUCUAGGCACGGAGGAAGAGAUGGAGGAGGAGGAGGUGGAGGAAGGAGCAGCAGAGAUACUCGAUGUUACAAGUGCAACCAGUUUGGGCACAGGGCCCGUGACUGUCAGGAUACUGCCGAGGAGGAUCUGUGCUACCGAUGUGGUGAACCAGGGCAUAUCUCCAGUGGCUGCCCGAACACUGAUGUGGAAAAUGUCAAGUGUUACAACUGUGGGAAGAAAGGACACAUGAAGAAUGUUUGUCCCGAUGGCAAGGCUUGCUACGUCUGUGGAAGCAGCGAACAUGUGAAAGCCCAGUGCCCUGAAGCACCGCAAGGUGGAGAUAACAGGGAUUACAAUCGCGGCGUCGGCGGCGGUGGACGCGACAACAGAGAUUAUGGUGGUCGUGGAGGCGGAGGCGGUGGUCGCGAGUAUGGUCGUGGAGGAGGUGGAGGUGGAUCUGCCUGUUACAUCUGCAAUGAGGAAGGUCACCAGGCUUACAUGUGCCCCAACAUGACUUGCUACAACUGUGACGGGAAGGGCCACAAGGCUCGUGACUGUCCGUCCGGGCGCCAGGACCGCCAGGAGUUUCGUGGUGGCGUAGGAGGCGGUGGUGGAGGUGGAUAUCGUGGUGGCAUUCAGAGAGACUCCAAGUGUUACAACUGUGGUGAAAUGGGCCACUUUGCACGUGAAUGCAGCCGAAAUGCUUGAACCAUCAAACCCCACUCCGGCUAUCUCCACUAAAACCUCUUGUUUCCAUUCGGUUGAUGGGGGGAAGGAAGAGAAAUGAAAACCUUGGAAUAAGAGUCUUUUUUUUUUUUUCCUUAAGAAAGAAAAAACACAAGAAUGUGAGCAUAAACGAAUCGAGGAAAAAAUUCAACUGAAAAACAGUGGUGAAACCAAUGUGAUUAUCAUGUUUGGUGGUGUUGAUAAUCAAAUAAGAAAAAAAAAAUAUGAGAAAAUCAGGCCUGAUGUGUGGAAAAGUGGAACACUAGGGUGUAUGUAGAGGCAAAAGGCCGGAAUUGGCCGCUGCAGCAGCAGCACGCGGUGUAGCAUGCUGCCUGCUGCGAUUCUGGCAGGCCUGCGCAGGAAGGAGCGCAGUUUGGUGUCGAGGGGGAGGUGCGGGAGAUCAAAAUAAAAAAUAAAAAAAAAUAAGUAUGGUGACCUGGUUUGGUCUGGUCAACUGAUUAAGAUACUGGGUGAUGGUGUUAGGAGUAUCUAUAGUGGAGUGGAGUUUGGUGAAGAGCCAAAUCCCUUAUCAACAACAUGGGAUAGGCUUACUUAAGAUAAAAAUUUAAGUUCUCAAAGAAGAUUUUAGUUGUAAUGGUGUUCAAAAUAAGUACAAUCAUACUGUAUGGAAAGUGUAGAUAUUUAUGGUUUGCUUGUGGAUUUGUGUUGCAGCUUGUAUGUUCUUACUGUUAUUUAUUUUUUUGUUUUUGUUUUUUGUAUAGCUUAUCUUGAAAUCAAAUUGACAAAACAGAUGUUUUACUGGAGAUUUGGGUUAUAACAGCUUGUGUAUUUAUAUUUAGGUACAAAUUUACUUCAAAAUAAAUAGCUUUUGUAUUGCCCUUUGUAAUGACUGGUAGGAUGACAAAACUUGUCACAAAAUUUUGCUGAAAAGCUGUCAUGUCUUUUGUCCUUAUUAUACUUUAUAGUCUUAAUGUAGCAUAAAUCAUCUUGGAUGUAAUUACAUUUAGAGUAAAGGUAGUGUCUGUGUCAGAGUGAUGAACUGGCCCAAUUUAUUUUAUUAAGGUAUGAUUUUAUCUUUUUUUGAUGAUUGUCAAAUGCAAUCGAUUGUUUGAAGACCGUGAGGAGAUUUUAUUCGCCAAAGCUGAUGGUAAUUGUUAAAGUCUGGUUUCUGCAGCUUUUCAUGCUUGCAUCCAUGUCUGUUAUUUGCUGCAAUUUUAUUUAAAAGUAAUGCACUAGGAUGAGUUUGGGAAAGGAAUGACAUUUCUCAAUUAAGUAGGUAUGGACCUUAUGAAGCAUCUAAAUUCUUAUUUCACUACAAUUUUUUGAUUGUGAUCGAUUUCAAUUUAAUCAUUGACUUUUGAAAAUGGAAUGUAUGCCUUUGUAAAGUCACAUUCUUGCAGUGUUGUUAGGAUGCGUCACUAUUAUUUAUCUUAAUAAAUGCAUUUCAAGUGAUAUUUUUUCCCCACAAUUCAUUAAAAAUUCCUAAUUUUCUUGUUUUUGUUGUUGCAAUAUUUAAUUUCAUAGAGGUUAAUUCAGUGACAGUGAAGUGUUUUGUAUUGCAGAUAAAGUGUACAAAGUAGGAGGAUAUGGUCGUACAUGUAUAUUAUGUUAAGAAAGUAAUGCAUGUAAGUGUGUUUCAUCUGUGUUGCUAAAUGUACAAUGCUGUAAAUGUAGACUUUCUUUCUGUGUGACUUCAAUGCACUAGUCUGCCUCAACAUGCUGACAGAAACAAAUGGGAGCUUCACAAUUGAUUUCAUAAAUUUCAUAAAAGUGAGAAACCUGUAGAUUAGAGUCUGCACUGUGAACUGAAGCUAAAAUAGGCUGUAUGGUAUCUUGUUUGUACCGCUCAAUAGGCCUCUUUAGACUAAACGAAUGUCUGCUUGUUUAGUAUCAUUGCAUAAGUACACAUAGAUUGAUUAUGGAAUGAUGCAAUGACUAUAUCAUAGAUCAAUAUUCAGUUGUGCCAUAUGGUAGCAUUCAGUUGUACCAUAGUAUAAGUCAAUGAAAUCAUUUUAACAGAAGACAUUGAUAUCUUUACUAGAGUGAGGUCAUAAAUGAGGACCUGAUGACCUCUUGAGGUCAGAUGUCAUUCCCAUAUUGCAAUGAGACUUAAUUGAACCCAUCAGGAAUGGGGGGGGGGGGGGGGGGAGGGCAGUUGAAAAGAAUGGGAGCUACAGAUGUAUGAUGCCCAUGAAUAUUAUCCCGCAUGAAUAACUGGUAUCCUCAUGCAGGGCUCGAAUAAAAACAUUUUCUGGGGGUCCAGCGUCAAAGUUGUCGGACCUUGUGUCAUGGACCCUUGUUGUUUAGCCCUGCCGCAUGGCCUGUUUACACGCUAGAGCCUUUUAACAGGCCAUCUGUGACCGGUGGUUGAGCAGUUGUGGUCAUGUAUUUAUAAUAUGAAGUCCUGGUUUCAAAAUGAUUGAUUCAAAUUUUCCAAGAAGAUAAUAAACAAGAACACACCAAGUGUAAGUA